UUCUACUCGCAUCCUGUCCGGUGACGAUAGCGCAAGGCUACAGAAGCAAACCCAGUCUGAGGCUGCUAUAUUUCGUAAUUAAAUCAAUUAAACAUUGAUUGAAAUAACUCAGACCACCGUGAACGAUAAAUACCGAGCACAAUGAUCCGCUUUAUCCUCAUCCAGAAUCGGGCAGGGAAGACCAGGCUGGCCAAGUGGUACAUGCAGUUUGAUGAUGAUGAGAAGCAGAAGCUGAUUGAAGAGGUUCAUGCCGUUGUGACAGUCCGUGAUGCCAAACACACCAACUUUGUAGAGUUCAGAAACUUCAAGAUCAUUUAUAGGCGAUACGCUGGCCUGUACUUCUGCAUCUGUGUGGAUGUGACGGACAAUAACCUGGCUUACCUGGAAGCUAUUCACAACUUUGUUGAGGUUUUGAAUGAGUAUUUCCACAAUGUGUGUGAAUUAGAUCUGGUCUUCAAUUUCUACAAGGUAUAUACAGUGGUGGACGAGAUGUUUCUGGCAGGAGAGAUCAGAGAGACCAGCCAGACGAAGGUGCUCAAGCAGCUCCUCAUGCUGCAGUCUUUGGAAUAAUGAGCCCGUCAAUCAAUCAACCACCAUUGCUGCAGGCCCCGCCCAUCUCCACAGGCUCCGCCCACCCCAUGCUGCAGCCAAGCCAUAUUAUCCGUAUGGAUGUUGUCUUGCUGAAAUGCAUCCACAAACAUUUCACCUUUACAUUUCAUGUCCACGAUGAAGGAUGUUGCCAUUCUGUUCAAAUUGGUACGUUUAUUAAACCUUCCCCGGUUAUUGACCGAAUUAUUCAUUGGCAUAGCCAGAAUUGAAUACUUAAGCAAUUUUAUAGUACAUUAGACUUCAGUGUCUCGGACUGGCAACCUUUCCAAGUCCGUUCAUUAACACUAACACAGAUAAUAGCAUCACGUUAGCCAAAAUCUGCCAUGGCAUGGAAGCCAUUGGUCCUGUAAAUGCGAAAUGCAUGGGCUGCACUACUAUAUAUAAAACUUGAUUUAUC
Molecule: messenger RNA, 1006 nt
Organism: Sinocyclocheilus grahami
Lineage: Eukaryota; Metazoa; Chordata; Actinopteri; Cypriniformes; Cyprinidae
Gene: ap2s1
Product: adaptor related protein complex 2 subunit sigma 1
Exons: 5
Coding region: 142-570 (142 amino acids)
Biological process (GO): clathrin-dependent endocytosis; intracellular protein transport
Cellular component (GO): membrane coat; AP-2 adaptor complex
Molecular function (GO): clathrin-cargo adaptor activity
Source: RefSeq, a predicted model, not a curated record